AUGGCCCACGCUGACCACACAAGAGACCCAUGCCCUUGGGUCAUCCUCAGCGAUUUUGGUGGUGCUUUCUCCAUGGGUGCCAUCGGUGGAGGCAUCUGGUAUGGCAUAAAAGGGAGCAGGAACUCACCUCGGGGCGAGCGCCUCACGGGUGCCAUAACAUCAAUAAAAGCCCGCGCACCAGUAACCGGAGGCAACUUCGGUGUAUGGGGUGGAAUGUUUUCGACGUUCGACUGUGCCGUCAAGGGCUAUCGACAAAAGGAAGAUGCUUGGAAUGCCAUCAUCUCCGGCUUCAUGACGGGUGGAUGUCUAGCCGCGCGGAGCGGUCCACGGUCUGCGCUCGGCAGCGCAGUUGCUUGCGGUAUCUUACUCGGCGUGUUCGAGGGUGUGGGUGUACUACUGAACCGGGUAUUCUCGGAGGGAACGAGAGCUCAGAUGCCUGUCCUACCAGAGACGAUGUCGCCAUCACCAUCAGCACCAGCUCACUAG
Molecule: messenger RNA, 486 nt
Organism: Punctularia strigosozonata HHB-11173 SS5
Lineage: Eukaryota; Fungi; Basidiomycota; Agaricomycetes; Corticiales; Punctulariaceae
Product: mitochondrial import inner membrane translocase subunit
Exons: 4
Coding region: 1-486 (161 amino acids)
Biological process (GO): protein import into mitochondrial matrix
Cellular component (GO): mitochondrial inner membrane; TIM23 mitochondrial import inner membrane translocase complex
Molecular function (GO): transmembrane protein transporter activity
Source: RefSeq, a predicted model, not a curated record